UUUUGUGGCAGUUGUGGCAACGUGCAAAGUUGGCCAAGAAUUAGUUUUUCGUUUACUUCUUGAAAAACGCGUAAAUGUGAAUUUUAUUUCGGGCAAAACUAGAAAAACUCAUUAAAAAUUAUAUUGUUCUAAUGUGAACUAUGUCGAGUGUUGAGUUUUAGAGCCACAAAAAAGACCACAACACAAGGCAGCAGACGAGAACAGACCAGGACCAGACCAGACCAGACCAGGACCAACCCAGACUCGAGCGAAGCCGAGCAGAGCAACAAAGACAAAUAAAAAAUGACAGAAAUUAAUGCAGGCAAAAUAUCAAGCGGAAGCGGAGGUAAAGGCGAAGGUAGAACUGCAGGAGCAAACGGAGUUGGAGCAGAAACCGGAGCUAGCCAAGCGAAUGUUGCACUAAAAACAUCAACAGGAACAGCAACAACAACAACAACAUCAACAGCAACAGCAACAAGACCAUCCAACAUGACAGCUGAAAUAACUGAAAGGCAAAUGCCGGCAGCUUCAGUGAAACUGGCAGAAACUGGUGGAAUGAUAGCUCCACCUCCAUCACGACAACGUACAUUGACGCGUACACCGGAAAUGGAUGCCGAUUGCGAUGAUGCGGUUGUUAUUGAUGUGAAUUGCGUUGAGAGCGCCGUUGAGACUGAUGUCGAGGCUGAAACAGAGGCUGAAGCCUCGGCGGACGAUGCGGCGGACAGCAUUACCUUGGAAUUGGCAUUAUCCCCACACAGCACAACCCCCUCACCAUCACCCUCGACUCUGAUGAUGAUGCCCGACGAUGAGGUGGUCGAGCACAUGAAUACCAGCAAGCCCUUUAAGGUCAAGGAUAUUACACGUAAUAUACGCAAAGCUGUGGUGGCCACCACAUUGGAGGAACUGCGUCUGAAAGUCUCGGCCAAGUUUCAACGCACUCAACCGGCCAUACAUUUGGAUUGCGAUGGCACCGAAAUCGAUGAUGAGGAAUAUUUCAAUACCUUGGAACCAAAUGCCGAAUUGAUUGCGGUUUUUCCUGGUGAACAAUGGCUAGAUCCCAGCGAUUACAAUGCCAAUUUGAGGCGAACAUCAUUGGAUGCUCAACGCUUGAGGAAAUUGGUUAGCAAAUUGCAACCGAAUUAUAUUAACGAUGAUGAUUUGGAUAAACUAUCGAAUAUGGAUCCAAAUUCAUUGGUCGAUAUCACAGGACGUGAGCCCAAGGAUAAUGAAUAUUAUGCACGUUCUACAGAAUUGUCAUGCUAAACUAAAUACACCUCUCCCCGCCCAAAAAACAAAACCCCCCCUUAGACAAAUGAAACAAAAACCACAAAAAUUUCAUUUCAAAAUCGAAUCGGGCAGUGAAACGUCGCUUAUGAUAGAUAUGUAAGGAAUUUGUAUGAAGUUUUCUAUGGCAAAGAUUAAGAUGAUGAUCAAAAUGAAGAUAAGAUGACAUGGUAAAUGGCGUAUUUUUGUAGAAUGUUUUUUUGCGGCUAAAGCGACGUAAAUAUUUCAGAGUAUUUUACCAGAUUUUAGAGCACCUUAAAUAUUUUUUUAAACCACAUACAUACAUACACUUACAAGAAUGUCGAUUAUCAACUGCUAAUUGUUCCUAGACCAAAAAAAACCAAACGAAUCUAU
Drosophila willistoni is the source of this 1617-nucleotide messenger RNA. RefSeq lists its product as uncharacterized. The record is from RefSeq and is a predicted model, not a curated record. Gene Ontology annotation, biological process: regulation of apoptotic process; apoptotic process. NCBI's taxonomy places the organism in Eukaryota, Metazoa, Arthropoda, Insecta, Diptera, Drosophilidae. The transcript has 4 exons. Bases 283 to 1242 code for a protein of 319 amino acids.